AGCCCCAACCGAACCCACUUCUCUCCCAAGCGAUCUCCCGAAUACGGCGCGCACGUUAGCAACCACCGCGGCUUUCCGAGCUUCCCCCCACCGCGCUUUUGCUCUGUCUAUAUUUAGCGCUCAGAUCUGAGAAAAACGCUCUCUCAUGGUCCUUUUAAGCUUAUUCGAUCGCUCAUCGGAGUUGGAUGAUGCAUUCGAAGUUUAAUUCUUCGGCGUACAAGAGGAUGUCGCCGAAGGAGCUAACCCUAGUCAUGGAUCGAGACGAUGAGAGCCCAGUGAAGACGAUGAACUGUGCGGGGCAAGACGAUGGCAAUCCCUCGUGGAGGAGAUCUUUGCCGCACGUGUGCGUGGCGACGAUCACGUCCUUUUUGUUCGGAUACCACGUUGGUGUUGUUAAUGAGCCUUUGGAGAGCAUCUCCUUGGAUCUAGGGUUCGCCGGGAACACAAUGGAGGAAGGCCUUGUGGUGAGUAUGUGUUUGGGUGGUGCUUUCUUUGGGUGUUUAUUUAGUGGUUGGAUUGCGGACGGAAUUGGGCGUCGUAGGGCCUUUCAGUUGAGUGCCUUGCCUAUGAUUUUCGGAGCUUGUCUGAGUGCUUCGGCCACCAGUUUGGAGGGUAUGCUUGCCGGUAGAUUCUUGGUUGGAAUGGGAAUGGGAUUGGGUCCUCCAGUCGCUUCUCUCUAUGUGACAGAGGUUUCUCCUUCUUCAGUGAGGGGUACUUAUGGGAGCUUCAUUCAGAUAGCGACAUGCCUUGGACUUAUAGGGGCUCUCUUGAUUGGGAUCCCGGUUAAGGAAUACACUGCAUGGUGGAGAGUAUGUUUUUGGGUAGCUACAGUUCCUGCUGUUUUACUUGCUAUACUCAUGGAGUUCUGUGCAGAAAGUCCUCUCUGGCUCUAUAAGCGUGGAAGAAUAACUGAUGCAGAAGUUCAAUUUGAACGGCUUUUGGGAGGACCUCAUGUCAAAUCAGCAAUUGCCGAACUGUCACGCUCAGAAAAAGCAGAUGAAGGAGAAAGUGUUAGGUAUUCAGAAUUGUUUUAUGGUCGCCAUUUUAGAGUUGUUUUUAUUGGAACAACGCUCUUUGCUUUACAACAGCUAUCGGGUAUAAAUGCUGUUUUCUAUUUUUCGUCAACUGUGUUCAAAAGCGCGGGGGUGCCGUCAAAUCUUGCCAAUAUUUUUGUAGGAUUAGCAAAUUUAUCAGGCUCUAUUAUUGCUAUGCUUUUAAUGGACAAGCUAGGACGGAAGGUGCUGCUUUUUGGUAGCUUCCUUGGUAUGGCAACAGCAAUGGGACUUCAGUCUCUUGCAGGAGGUGCUCAUUUCCUAGGUUCUGGAGCUCUGUAUCUUUCUGUUGGUGGAAUGCUGUUAUUUGUCUUGGCUUUUUCACUGGGAGCUGGCCCUGUUCCUGGUCUCCUUUUACCUGAGAUCUUUUCCAACAAAAUUCGGGCAAAGGCUAUGGCUCUGUGCAUGUCUGUGCAUUGGGUGGUGAACUUUUUUGUUGGCUUGCUUUUCUUGCAACUACUGGAGCAACUGGGUGCACAAGUGUUAUACUCCAUAUUCGCAGCCUUCUGCUUGAUUGCAGCAGUAUUUGUGAAGAAGAAUGUGUUGGAGACGAAGGGCAAGACACUUCAAGAAAUUGAAGUAGCACUACUAUCAUCUGAGUAGAGGUGAUAACUAUUAUAGAUAUACAAGAGAGUACCAUUAAUCAUAUUUUCUGGAUGCUGACGCUGCAGAUUCAUGAUACAUAAAACAUCCCUUGCUAGAGAAAUCCGAGGCCUCUUAGUAGGUGAGACCGAGUUUAUCUGUAAAUGUGAGGCAGCAUCUUAUGUUGGUUUGUCAGAUCUCCUAUAUAUUAUUUUAGGGUUAGCUGCUAUACUAUUCUAGGUUUUGCGAUUACCUUAUGUAGCACAAACACUGAAAAAUAUCACCAAUUAUUUAAUUUCAUUUAGUUACAUUAUAGCAUGUUAAUUCUUCA
Messenger RNA from Ananas comosus (pineapple), 1965 nucleotides. RefSeq names its product probable plastidic glucose transporter 2. Gene Ontology annotation, biological process: monosaccharide transmembrane transport. Gene Ontology annotation, molecular function: hexose transmembrane transporter activity. The transcript is spliced from 15 exons. Lineage: Eukaryota; Viridiplantae; Streptophyta; Magnoliopsida; Poales; Bromeliaceae. The coding region runs from base 186 to 1655 and encodes 489 amino acids. The record is from RefSeq and is a predicted model, not a curated record. Gene Ontology annotation, cellular component: membrane.